AUGGCCAAGCGCGGUCGCGACCCGAUGGACGACCCCAAAUCCGGGCCGUCCAAGAACGCCCUGCGCGGCCUGUCCUACGUCGACCAGAAGCCGUCCUUCUUGCGCAACAUCGGCGCAGCUCUCUCGGGCCAGGCGCCGAGCUCGAGGCCACCGGUCCCGACUCGGCCAGGCGGCAGCGAUGACGAGGCGGGAUACAGCGACGACGAGCUCGACGGCGCGACCGUCGUCGUCCUCAAGGAGGGCAAGCACAUCGACCAGGACGAGGUCGACCGGUUGCGAGCUCACGCCAAGGCGAACGACGCCCCCGACCCGUUCGCCGCCGGCGCCGCCGAACCCGAGCGGGCAAAGAGCAGCGGCUCGCUCUCGUUCUCGACCGGCGCCAAGGGCGCAAAGGGCAAGAGCGUGUCGGGAGCAGGGCAGGGCGACUGGGCGGACGCCGUCAAGAGGUCGCAGGAGGACGAGGGAGAAGGGGUGGGCGCGGGCAAGGGCGCCGGAGCGGGAGCGAGCAAGGCGGCAUUGGCGGCCAAGACGGCCGAGGACACGGCGCGAGACGCCGAGAAGGAGCUCAAGCGCAAGAAGAAGGAGAAGAAGAAGGCCAAGGAGAAGAUCGGCAAGCUGUCGUUCGGCGAGGACGAGUGAACCCUGCAAUCGUCUUUGUGAUCCUCCCUCU
This is a messenger RNA of Rhodotorula graminis WP1, 670 nucleotides long. RefSeq lists its product as uncharacterized. The transcript has 2 exons. Bases 1 to 639 code for a protein of 212 amino acids. The record is from RefSeq and is a predicted model, not a curated record. Lineage: Eukaryota; Fungi; Basidiomycota; Microbotryomycetes; Sporidiobolales; Sporidiobolaceae.